AUGUGGCACUCUUUGGUUUUGACUUUGUUUGGAAUCUCCACUUUGGUCCAGGUUUCUGUUCAGGGCCCUUACCAGAGGACUCUGUUAAAAAACUUGCUAAAAGACUACAAUCGUAUGGAGCGCCCCGUAGCCAACGACUCACAGCCUCUCACAGUUGUCCUGAGUCUCAGCCUGGCACAGAUCAUGGAUGUGGAUGAGAAAAAUCAGAUUCUCACCACCAAUAUUUGGCUUAACAUGCGUUGGUAUGAUUAUUAUCUGCAGUGGAACCAAUCAGAAUAUCCAGGAGUGAAGAAUCUUCGAUUCACCACUGAUCAAAUUUGGACCCCAGACAUCCUGCUUUACAACAGUGCUGAUGAUGACUUUGACUCCACCUUUAAGGCCAAUGUGCUGGUGAAUUCCAGUGGUUUCUGCAGCUAUCUGCCUCCAGGUAUCUUCAUGAGCACCUGUAAUGUGGACGUUCGCUGGUUUCCUUUUGAUAUCCAGAAGUGUGAGUUAAAAUUUGGCUCAUGGACUUUUGAUGGCUGGCUACUGGACCUCCAGAUGAGCGAGGCUGAUAUUUCUGGCUACAUGCCCAAUGGAGAGUGGGAUCUAGUGGGUGUGCCUGGCACAAGAAAUGAGGUUUUCUAUGACUGCUGUAAGGAGCCAUACCCAGACGUGACGUUUGUGGUAACCAUCCGCAGACGAACACUCUACUACGCCCUGAACCUCCUCAUUCCCUGCAUACUGCUCUCCUCCAUGACCCUACUGAUCUUUGUGCUGCCUGCCGACUCUGGAGAGAAGAUCUCACUGGGUAUUACAGUUCUGCUAUCACUAACAGUCUUCAUGUUACUGGUGGCAGAAAUUAUGCCUGCCACUUCUGACUCCAUUCCACUCAUAGGGCAGUACUUUGCUAGUAUAAUGAUCAUCGUUGGGAUGUCAGUCAUAGCAACUGUGGUUGUUCUACAAUAUCAUCAUCAUGAUCCAAAUGGGGGAAACAUGCCAAAAUGGGUCCAGCUGGUUCUGCUCCAGUGGGUGGCCUGGUUUUUGCGCAUGAAGCGCCCCGGUGAGUGUGAAGACCCUGAGCGUCCUCCGUGUGCUCCACAUCUACGCCGUUGCUCUUCAGAGUCCCACACUGGCAGUCUUCCCAACACAAUUGACCACCAACACCACCAUGUGCCUACCACACUCCACCCACUCCACCCCCAGAGCCUCUUGCAAGCAGCAGGCCAUGCUAACCACCUGCUCUCACAGGGUAACAGUGCUAACAACAAUGGGAACUUGCUGUACACUGGCUUCCCAAGCUUGGACGAGGCCUCGCCACCUCCAUUGUUGAUCGACUCGGCCCCAAGGAACAGCAUAUCAGGUGGUGUCAUUCGACCAGGGUCUUCCAGCCCACCACUCCACUUGCCCUCACAUUUCAGCAGUCCACCCCCUCCACCAACGCCAAACCUGGAUGCCCCUGGAUGCCCCAGUACGGUCUCAGGUGGUGUUGGUGGUUGUUCAUGUUCAGCAGCCAGUGGCAGUGGAGGAGAUCCACAGCUGCAGGCUAUCCUGGAUGAGGUGCGUUACAUUGCUGAGCGUUUUAGAGCCCAGGAUGAAAGUGACAGUGUAACAGAGCAGUGGAAGUUUGCAGGAGCUGUCAUCGACCGUCUCUGCCUUGUGGCCUUCAGUGUUUUUAACAUCAUCUGCACCAUCUCCAUCCUCAUGUCAGCACCCAACUUUGUCGAAGCUGUUUCCAAGGACUUCAUUUGA
Molecule: messenger RNA, 1731 nt
Organism: Neoarius graeffei (lesser salmon catfish)
Lineage: Eukaryota; Metazoa; Chordata; Actinopteri; Siluriformes; Ariidae
Gene: chrna11
Product: cholinergic receptor, nicotinic, alpha 11
Exons: 10
Coding region: 1-1731 (576 amino acids)
Biological process (GO): signal transduction; regulation of membrane potential; nervous system process
Cellular component (GO): synapse; neuron projection; postsynaptic membrane
Molecular function (GO): acetylcholine-gated monoatomic cation-selective channel activity; transmembrane signaling receptor activity
Source: RefSeq, a predicted model, not a curated record